Halteromyces radiatus is the source of this 1275-nucleotide messenger RNA. Its product is annotated as guanine nucleotide-binding protein subunit beta. The transcript has 4 exons. NCBI's taxonomy places the organism in Eukaryota, Fungi, Mucoromycota, Mucoromycetes, Mucorales, Cunninghamellaceae. The record is from RefSeq and is a predicted model, not a curated record. The coding region runs from base 118 to 1161 and encodes 347 amino acids. Gene Ontology annotation, biological process: G protein-coupled receptor signaling pathway. Gene Ontology annotation, molecular function: signaling receptor complex adaptor activity; protein binding. Gene Ontology annotation, cellular component: heterotrimeric G-protein complex; cytoplasm.
UUUUUUUUUGUCUUUUCUUCCUUUCUAUCUCUCUCUCUCACUUUCUUCUUAUUUUAUUACUCUCCUCUCUGCCACUUUAUAUUUCUUCUACACAAUAGUUUAUUUUCUGUAUUCACCAUGAACGAUGAAACCAAUAUCAAUAACCGCAUAACUUCUGCACGACGUGAAGCGGAGACUCUUAUGGAACGUAUCAAACAAAGAAGAGAAGCUUUGGCCGAUUCAUCACUGAAAGAAAUGGCUAAAGAAGUACCAUCAUUACCUCGGAUGACACUGAAAGCAAGACGGACAUUGAAAGGACAUUUGGCAAAGAUUUAUUCCAUGCAUUGGGCCAAAGACAAACGACAUUUAGUAUCAGCUUCACAAGAUGGCAAAUUAAUUGUAUGGGAUGCUUAUACAACUAAUAAAACUCAUUCUAUACCUUUACGUUCCUCAUGGGUCAUGACUUGCUCUUAUUCGCCUUCAGGUGAUUUUGUCGCAUGUGGUGGAUUAGAUAAUAUAUGUUCUAUCUUCAAUCUCAAGACAAAGGAUGGUCCUGUACGACCUGCUCGAGAACUCUCUGCUCAUACUGGUUAUCUUAGUUGUUGUAGAUUCAUUGAUGAUCGUCGAUUAUUAUCUGCUUCUGGUGAUAUGAGCUGUAUGCUUUGGGAUAUUGAUGCUGGUGUCAAGGUAGAAGAAUUCACAGAUCAUUCAAGUGAUGUCAUGAGUCUUUCACUUGGACCAUCACCUCAUAUUUUUGUCACUGGUGCUUGUGAUUCUACGGCUAAAGUGUGGGAUAUACGAACAAAAAAAUGUGUACAAACCUUUACUGGUCAUGAUUCUGAUAUCAAUUCUGUUGAAUUCUUCCCAAGUGGUGAUGCUUUUGCGACAGGAUCAGAUGAUGCAAGUUGUCGAUUGUUUGAUUUACGGGCUGAUUGUGAAAUGGCUGUGUAUUCGGAUGAUUCAAUAUUAUGUGGCAUUACUUCUAUUGCCUUCUCAGCAUCGGGUCGCUUACUAUUGGGUGGUUAUGAUGAUUACAAUUGUCUUGUUUGGGAUACAUUGAAAUGUGAAAGGCUGUCUACUCUGUCAGGUCAUGAGAAUCGAGUCUCUUGUCUGGGCAUCUCAAGCGAUGGUGUUGCCUUAUCCACUGGCAGUUGGGAUUCAACUCUGAAGAUAUGGACUUGAUUUCUACUAUAAUUACUUAGUUUAUUUAUGCUUGAUUCGUUUGAAUUUUUAUACCUUCAUUCUCUUUUACUAUUUAAACAUUAUUUAAUAAAAACAUCUCAUAUAUUUUUCUGC